Messenger RNA from Cicer arietinum (chickpea), 1096 nucleotides. Its product is annotated as thylakoid lumenal protein TL20.3, chloroplastic. The record is from RefSeq and is a predicted model, not a curated record. Lineage: Eukaryota; Viridiplantae; Streptophyta; Magnoliopsida; Fabales; Fabaceae.
UUCCUCCACUUUGACGUUGAAUUGUUGAACUUCAAAUUUGUUUUUCUUUCCUCGUUACCCCUUAGAUUACUAACCAUAUCUUUGCUGUUCAAUAUCUUCCUUAUAGAUUAUGGCACUUAAUUCACUCUCACCACUUUCAAUUAAUUCUCUCCAUGUUUCCUCUAAUUACCGUUCAACUUCCAAAAUUUCAAACACGCUUCAUUUUCAUUCAAAGUCCUCUCCAAUUGUUUGCAAAAUUAACUUAAACAGUGAUCAUCCUCAAGAGACCAAGAAAUGGGGAAAACUGUUUUCAGCCACGUUGGCAGCUGCGGUUAUUGUUUUCAGCUCUGACCUUUCUGCCCUUGCCGAUCUUAACAAAUUUGAGGCUGAAAUUAGGGGUGAAUUUGGUAUUGGAUCUGCUGCUCAGUUUGGAUCAGCAGAUCUCAAGAAAGCAGUGCAUGUGAAUGAAAAUUUCAGAAGAGCUAAUUUCACAUCUGCUGAUAUGAGAGAAUCUGAUUUUAGUGGUUCUACUUUCAAUGGUGCAUACCUUGAGAAAGCUGUUGCAUACAAGGCAAAUUUUACAGGUGCUGAUUUGAGUGAUACAUUGAUGGAUCGCAUGGUUCUUAAUGAAGCGAAUCUGACAAAUGCCAUUCUUGUUAGAACAGUCCUUACUCGGAGUGACCUUGGAAGUGCCAUCAUUGAAGGUGCUGACUUUAGUGAUGCUGUGUUGGACCUUACCCAAAAGCAGGCUUUAUGCAAGUAUGCUAGUGGCACAAAUCCUGUAACAGGAGUAAGCACAAGAGUGAGUUUAGGUUGCGGGAACAAACGACGAAAUGCUUAUGGCACCCCAUCAUCUCCCCUGUUGAGUGCUCCACCGCAGAAACUGCUUGACCGAGAUGGUUUCUGCGAUGAAGCAACAGGCCUUUGCGAUUCAAAGUAGUUACCUGGAGGGAGUAAUCAUUGGUAUGAGAGACCAUAAUCUUGUAAAUAUAUAUCAGGUACAACAAUUGAGGCUCUCUGUGGUUUUUGGACCAUAACUGCAUUGAACAAAUGAAGCCUUUUCUUGAACAUAUGCUUAGUUUAUAUUCUCAAGCCUUUACAAUCCAUAUUACACAUA